AUGGGCGGUGACAGACGACCCAGCCUUUCCAGUAUGGAACAGGCCAGCAAGAAGCCCAAGCUGGAUGUCAUCUCUGGUGUCUACAUCCCGGUCUGUCUCAACAUCUUCAGCAUCUUGAUGUUCCUUCGUUUCGGUUGGAUUCUCGGCCAAGUUGGACUUCUAGGCAUGCUUGGACUGCUGGUAACCGCCUAUCUUGUGGACUUUUUGACAACACUCUCCCUCUCUGCCGUAGCUUCCAAUGGCGAGGUCAAGGGCGGAGGGGCCUAUUACGUGAUCUCAAGAUCUCUAGGCCCCGAGUUUGGCGGUUCCAUCGGCGUGCUCUUCUAUCUUGCCCAAGUCUUCAACACCGCUCUCAACGUUGUUGGUCUGAUCGACUGCAUUAAGCUGAACACGGGAGGAUCAUUCGAUCCGGGGUUUUGGUUGACCUACUUUCUCCAGACCUUAGCUCUGCUGCUCUGCGCUGGGUUGUGUUUGGCGGGAAGCGGCAUUUUUGCCAAGGCCAGCAAUGCACUUCUAGUCAUUCUUACUCUUGCCAUCUUGAGUAUUCCGAUAUCUGCCCUGUUCAAGGCUCCUUUUCGGGACGAUGAGCUUGGCGUGCGAUUCACUGGAUUCAGCCUCGAGACCUUGGUGGACAAUUUUGCUCCUCACACGAAGAGCGAAUCAUAUAAAGGGCUUGAGACUUUCCGAGAGCUUUUUGCCAUCUUGUUUCCUGCCACAUCUGGGAUAUUCGCAGGGGCAUCAAUGUCGGGAGACCUGCGUAAUCCUAGUAAAGACAUCCCGAAAGGGACGCUCUGGGCUAUGAUGACUACGUUCAUCGCGUACCUGGUUGUUGUCUUUUCCAUGGCUGCUACCACAACGCAUGCUUCAUUCCUCAACAACACCAACAUUAUCUCGGUCACUAGCCUUUCCAUGCCGCUUAUUCUUGCUGGAGAGUGUGCAGUCACCUUCUUUUCCGCCGUCAUGGGACUGAUAGGCGCGGCCAAGCUAAUGCAGGCUUUAGCAAGAGACAAGCUCCUUCCAGGUCUCAAACCGUUCAGUCAGGGGACGAAGAGAGCCGAUGAGCCGAUCUUUGCCAUUCUCCUGACUUACGGGCUUGCUCAGGUUUCCAUGCUCGCCAACCUGAAUCAGAUUGCGACUCUCAUUUCAAUGGGUUACCAGAUGACCUUUUUCGUCAUGAACCUGGCUUGCUUCCUUCUGAGGAUUGGAUCAGCCCCGAAUUUCAGACCUGCUUUCAAAUUUUUUAGUUGGCAGACAGCCUUUGCUGGGAGUAUCAUGUCUGCGGCGGCCAUGUUCUUCAUCGACCAGACGUAUGCGGCUACUGCGAUCUGUUUGCUAGUCUUCCUCUUUUCCUUGAUUCACUACCUCAGUCCACCGAAGAGAUGGGGAGAUGUCUCACAAAACCUGAUUUACCAUCAGAUAAUCCUCCUCGUCAACAACCCCCGAAGCCAAACUCGACUUAUCCAAUUCUGCAACUCCAUGAAAAAGGGGGGUCUGUACAUCCUCGGCCAUGUUAUUGUAACCGAUGACUUCAGCAGCGGUGUUCACGAAGCGAGGCUCCAGCAGGCGGCUUGGACCAAGUACAUUUCGGAGUUCUCGAGAAUCAAAGCGUUCGUGCAACUGACCAUGUCUCCAACCAUCAAUUGGGGCAUUCGAAAUCUGAUUCUCUCGGCUGGUCUUGGCGGCAUGCGGCCCAAUAUUGCGGUUAUUGGCUUCUACAACAUGGAUGAGCUCAGAGAUUCGCGCCCUUCACUGGCAGUGCCCGAACCUCCGAGCUCAAACCUUUCGGCAACUCCACGCCUGCUUGAAGGCACACUUCCUACUGAUGUAAUCAAGACUGAAGGGAUGAUGAGCGUUACAAGCUAUAUGACCAUGCUGGAGGACUUGGCUUUGAGACACAAGCUCAAUGUCGCCAUCGGCAAGGGUUUCGAGAAGCUUGAAACGCCGCGAAAGGACAAGGCCAACACGAAGAAGUACAUUGAUCUAUGGCCAAUACAAAUGUCGGCAGAGGUAUUGUCAGACGGGAAAAGCGUCUUGACGACGAAUUUUGAUACAUACACUUUGAUACUCCAACUUGGCUACAUUCUCCACAGCGUUCCUGCUUGGAGCAGGGUGUAUGACGUUCGCAUCAUGGUCUUUGUGGAAUAUGAAAGCGAGCUGGAGGAAGAGAGGGCACGAGUCAAGGCUCUGCUGGACAAGCUCAGGAUCGAGGCCGAGGUCAGAGUAUUCUGGCUGGCUUCGGGGCAUUUGAACACGUACGAGCUCAUCAUCAACGGGUCCACCAACAAUCUCGAGUCCCAAAUAUUAGUUCACGACGUGUUGAAAGAUCAAGAGUGGUGGGAUGACUUACAGAGGUUGCGGGGACGGGCUCCGAACCUGGACUCAACCGACGAGCUAACCUCCUUCGCCAACAUCAUCGAGUCGACAGCAGGUCGCCCUGGUGUCUUCAAUCCGCAUGUCCCUCUCGAAGACAUUGAAAGUGGGCGGCGGCCAAGCAUGGUACAUUUCGGCGAAAUACCGAAAAGGCCUACCGUGUCGAAUCUCUCCCGACUUGGCGUCAGCGUUGGAAUUCACACGUCUCACCUGGGAGAUGAGGUCUUCGAGGAUGACUCCAACUCAGAGGGCGAACUCAGCGAACAAGAACAACAGCCAUCCUGCUUGGACUCGGACUCCGAAUUCGAGCAUGGAGACAGCGAGUACAGCGAGGACGAGACUGCUGAAGUUGAAGCGCCAAGGAGACCCUUACUCCAGGGGAAGGGACGUGGACGAAGCCAGAGUGACGACUUACUCACCACACCUUCUAGGAGACGAGGUGCCAAUCAACCCACCAAGAACGCAGCACCAAGUACUAGUUAUGGUACCAUGGUUGCACAAGCUCGGAUUGAGGGACAGUCGCAGACUAGCCACGCGGUCGCCGACAAUGUGUCAGCGCCUCCAACGCCGCUUGAGAGACCCGGGUUAGACCGCAACAUGACGGCGCGCUCUUUGGGCGGGUUUCGGCCGACAAGUGGCAUUCCUCAGGCCGAUUUGCCCCCGACGAGCGUCUCUGGAUCCGCAACACCUGCUCGGCCGGCUCUAUCUCGACAAUCUUCCGCACUGCGAUUUUCCAGCCGACCGGUGCCAGAAACCCGAACCGACGUUGAGGGAACGUCCGGGCCAACCAUCAUGUUCGCGGAUACCACGGAAGAAGAGACACCGCGAGCGGAAAGGCCGGCUUUCUCAAGGCAGUCCUCGACGGGACGUUUCUCCAGCCGUCCCGUCCCAGAGAUGAGAGUUACAGCCGCUGAUGAUUUCGAUCCUCCCACAGCUUUUCUAGAGCCGAGAUCUCGCAAAGAUUCAGUGGCUUCCACGGAUCCGGGAGAUGCUCACAUGAACAUGGCCGAGCUCGUAGAACGCUACAGACUAGACUCGAGGCCGGGUGGUGAAGGAGAGGGCUCGCCGUACGCCACACAAGGCAUAGCCCUCUCAUUCAAUGAUCUGCCGUCCCGAGCACAGCACGUCAUCCUCAAUGAGCUCAUGCAGCAGAACAGCAGGGAUACAGCUGUGUUGUUCACGACGUUGCCUGUGCCCACCGAGGGAACCUGCCAGGAUGAGCCGGCGAGCGUGCAAUACCUUUCGGAUGUCGAGGUCCUGUGCCACGAGCUCCCUCCUACACUCCUGCUCCUGAGUAAUCAUAUGACUGUUACAGUUGGGCUGUAG
Messenger RNA from Colletotrichum karsti, 3696 nucleotides. RefSeq names its product solute carrier family 12 member 3. The coding region runs from base 1 to 3696 and encodes 1231 amino acids. Gene Ontology annotation, biological process: potassium ion import across plasma membrane; chloride ion homeostasis; cell volume homeostasis. The record is from RefSeq and is a predicted model, not a curated record. NCBI's taxonomy places the organism in Eukaryota, Fungi, Ascomycota, Sordariomycetes, Glomerellales, Glomerellaceae. The transcript is spliced from 6 exons. Gene Ontology annotation, cellular component: membrane. Gene Ontology annotation, molecular function: potassium:chloride symporter activity.